GUUUUACAACCACCAGGAAGUGCCAUCUCUGAGUCAGAUCAUCUGACAUUUGAACUGGUCACAGCAAAGGCAGAGGCGGAGACACAGAAAGAUGCUGCAAUUGUGUGUUUGCCCAAGGAGGAGGAGGAGAUUAAGAAGGUGGUGGCAGAGUCUAAAGGUACAGCUAACAUUGACCAGCCUCAGGAAUCACCUUUAAGUGCUACUCCUGUCAUUCUUGAAGAAAACAAAGGGAACCAGCAUAACUGUGCACCUUUAAGUGGUGUUGACACAAGUUCAACAUCUGAACCUGUGACCUUGACCUGCGCAGCUUCUCUGCAGAUGAAGCAUUGUGACCCAACUGAUCAGCCUGUUAUGCAAUUAGGUGAAACACCUCCUAACGAGCCAGUUAACCCAGAUAUUACGAAGGCUGGGGAAGGGCCCAAGUCCCCCAUCGGCUCUGCCGAUCCCACAAAGGACGCGUGGGUGACUUCAGAAGUGACGGCGUCUGACGAGUCAAGCACGUUUAUCGGGCAGUGUGUCAGUAAUCCUGCUUUUGAGCUGCGGCCUCCUGGCCCAAUGUUGAGUCACCUGGAGUUCGUUACCGACUCUGAUGCAUCUGUCUCUGAAAAGGCAUAUAACUGCAGUGCUGAUGGUGACAGCAGCAGCGUCUCCAGAGAGGUGAAUGCCCAUAAGAGCCGAGGAGUGACACACACUUCAUUAGCACAGCAUGCUGAGAUCGGUGAUGUCUAUGUUAACGCUAAUGAGGUCUUGCCAAAAUUGGAGCAUUUAAAUUUUGAUACUAUGGAGUCUGCUGCUACCAGUAAUGUAAAUAGUCAGUUAUCACAAGAGGAAAAUCUGAUUCCACCUCAGCAUCCCAGCGAUGCACUGACAAGAAAUAAACCUGCUAAUGUAAUUCCUCUAUCUCAAACAGUGCCAGACUCUGCUGGCAUUAAACCUAUUAUUUGUGAAGCCUCCAUUAGGGAUGACAUCACAAAUGUCAGCUACCCAUUUAACUCCGACCUGCCCGCCAACGAGGUUUAUGAUACAAUUAAAGGGGACAAUGUGAAAGAAAACCACAUAAUGGGAGAUCAGACCGCCAUGUUGUUUGAAGAGCAAAAGAAACAAGCUAAAGAGGCAGCAAUGGAUAAUCAAAAGGAAGCAGCAGACAGCAGCAAGCCACAGACAGGAAAGACAGGCACAAUGCCACAACAGAAUAAUGAAGCAGAUAAAGAGACUAUAGAAGAAAGUGGAGCCCUGCAGCCACCACACGCACAUAUGGGACAAAAGAGUGAAUCGUCAUUAAAGGAUGUGAAGAAGGAAAAAGAAAUAAAGAACUGUUUUGAAUCCAAAAGCGAGACAGAAACUUGUUCCUCAUCUCCCAGCAGAUUUCCAGGGUCAUCCGAGGACGUGCUGCGUGCUGACUUAGAGUCUAGUAGCGAACCUCUGAUUGUUUAUGAUUCCAGUUUGCGCCAAAUUCCGACAGCAGCGCUGGAAUGCAGCUCUGACUCUGCACCAGAUUUGGGUGCAGCUCUUGGCCAAUCACAGUCCACACCAGAUCCAAACUGUUUUGCUCAGCAACAGGAGCACCAUCAACAGUAUCUGGGAUCCAGACAUCCCACAGAGGCAAUGUCAGGUGGCUGUCUAGAGGCGGAAGCUAACGAUCAGACCCAGACACUGGUUAAGGGAGUAAAAGGAGCCACAGAGGAAGGAGACAGCUCUGCUGGGGAUAUUUGUCAGUCAGAAAGCAAGGAUGAGUUAGCAGGUGAUGCCAGCAUGAGCAAUGAAGGAGUGAUAAAGUCAGUGAAAGGCGAGGAUGCUUCACUAGAGGUUCAUAGGUUACCAUCUUCCCUUGAUUCAAAUGAAAUUGAUGGGAGAAAUGCUUCACCUGAUGCAGGGAUAGCAGCAGGUUACUCUCAUGUAAGUGAGACAAGUCAGGAGACAGAUGAGAAUGAAAGCCCAGGGUUAGAGGGGUCAGGUAGAGAUUUAAUGCCAGACACUGGGUUUGUGAGUGAUCUGAGUGAUAAAGAUCAGCAAAAAUGUGAUCUAUCAGCUGUCUGCCAAGAGCAGAGUAGAAAAUCCGAGCUGUCAGAGAAUCUGGCUGUAUCUGUUGAGCCUGUUUCACAGGAACACGAAAGCUCAUCUUUUCACAUUCCCAUUUUAACUAAAGAUAGCACAGCUAGUGAUGCCAUUCAUGCAGAUGUUUCACCAAGUACAAACCAGGCUGGUGAAAUUUCUAUGCACACAUGCAGCUCUCUGCCAGAUCCUGCCGCGCAUCCAGAAACUGGAGGAGAGGAUUUCAGUGCUGCCGUGGCUCUAAAAAGCACCGGUAGUGAGAGCGUUGCGUGUGAAAGUCAGGAUACAGUGUCCAGGCCUCAUGAGCUGCAAAGCCCCAAUAAAACCUCAGCCACACAAAACAGCCCAAUAGAACAAACACCCAUAAAAGGGCCUGAUGUUGAGGAGAUGACAAAGGAAGAUAAAGAAGCUUUGGAUGAAGGGAAUGUUAGCGAGCAGGGUGAGGAACAAAAUCGGAUAAAAGUCAUAGAUGGUGGGGCUUUGGGAAAGCAGGGGGUGGUGCAUUUAGCAGGGAGUGAUAAAGAAAUCACCGUUUUAGGCAUCUCCCAAAGUGGGGAGGCACAGAUUAGCACGGAGGUUGCUGUUUGUCACUCUGAUGGCAACACUGGUCCUUGUAAGGCAAGAGAAAGUGACAGUGAUGCAACCGAAAAAAUGACUGCGGAUGUUGACACAGGCCCGUCUGUUGUUUCAUCAAAACGCCUAGAAGAUUUCGAAACUCUUACCCACUCAGAGAAACCACAAGAUGUGGCGCCACUGUCAAAGCCCCCAGAUGACAUUGUGGUUAAACCCACUGCUGCUGCCUCGCGGUGUAAAUCAGAAUCAGUCGAUAGAGCUCCGGCCCGCCGCCCUCCUGCUGAACAAGUAGAAGCUGCUGAAGCAGACACAAACUGGAUAAAAGCGCUCAGGGAAGCUGCAUCCCAUUCUCAAAGCGAACAAGUGAACCCAGUGGAUGCCUUAAGACCCUUUCCAUCUCUGGAGUCUCCUCAACAAGAGUUUCUCACUCCGACUGAGGAGAUAGCAGCUCCCGUGAGACAGGAGAAGACCCCAACACCAGAACUAGCAGCGGAGGAGACAGCAGAGAUCCCACCUGUGAAUCUUGUGAAGAAGCCAGUAGACCUUCCCAGACCUUUAAAAAAGGCAGGAGAUCUCCUAGAAUCAGCACAUGAGAUAGCAGAGCUUUCCAAACCACCGCAGAGUAUAAAAGUAGAAGAAGAAGAAACGGCAAAGGCAGAGCUUCCAGAACCAGCCAAGAAAGAAGAAGAAGAAGAGCAUCCAGAGGUUCAAGAACCAAACAGGAAGCAAGUUACUUCAACAGAAGUAGUGAAUGAGGAACAGGCAAGAGAAAGGACAGAUGAGAUCCCAGAACCAACAGCUAAUGAUAGUGAGCUUGUAGAACCAACAAAGUAUGAAGAACCAGAAACAACAAAGCCGACUGCAGAGUCAGAGGAGAAGCCGGUCAGCGAGCUGCCAGUGGAGCUAGUGGAAAAACCUUUAGACAUCCAGCCCGUGGAGCCAGCUGAAGUCCUAGCUGAGGAAACUGCAGCGACAGAGGCGGUCCAGGAUCUGGCUGCAGAGCUACGGGACAGUGGGCCCUCCCUCGGUGACAAAGUAGAGAGCGGUCACCUGGCCCCCGCCUCUCCACAACCACUACCCUCCGAUCACCACCUCCUUCCUACUCACUUCCGUGACACCGCAGAGUUCCCUAUCCCCGUCCCCACACUUCCAGAGGGUCACGCACUUGAAGCCCUACCAACCCCGCCUGCGUCCCCCUGUCCUCCUCCUCCUCACCCAGCCCCUGCCUCCCCUCCUGCAUCUUCUGCUGACCGCUGUGAGGAUGUUUACCCCGCUUCUGCACCCUGCCAUAUCCCUUUAAGGAGCUCAGACUCUGAUGGCGCUUUUGAGACCCCUGAAUCUACAACUCCAGUGAAGGCUGUUUCUCCAGCUGAGCCUCAGAUAAAGCAAACAACAUCUGAUGAGAAAGUAGAAGACACCUCAGUCACUGAUCCUACAUCUGACUUCACUGCAGCUGAACUACCAUGCCAUUCUGCAUCAAAUGCUUUUGAUGAAAACAAGCCCAUCGCUGCUAGCGGUACAUAUAACAUUGACGUUUUCGCUGCAGAAUCAACGACUCACACUCUAACCCGUUCUCUGAGCCUCCAGGGAGGAGAACUAGAUACUUCUGCUCUGUUGGACGGAUCAGCUUCAGGAGGUUUCCGUCCACAUUCCGAGUCUUUCAGUGUAGGCACUGAGAGUGCCCCAGGGACACUCCGCAGACCCAAGAAAGUUCGUCCUGGGUCUGUAAAGAAAAAGCCUCUUCUCAGACAGAACUCUAACCCAGAGAGCCCAAGGCCAGACUCAUCCAGCAGCACCCCAGAAAUUAAGAAGCAGGCGAAACCUCGAACGGCCAGCCCUCUCCAGGCUCAGGAGGAAACAGAGGGAGGCUCUGCAACACCGAGUCCUGGAGGAACGCUGCGAAAAGCCAGAAAGACCCGUGUUGAGACUCCUCCUCCCCUGCCAGAGGAGACCAAUCAUACCACCCAAGAGGAGAGCCUUAUUGUCCCUGCCUUACCUUUAUGCCAGGAGGAGAUACCCCUCCCUGAAAGUCAAGCAGACAAAGAAGAAUCCCCCAUCCCUCCCAGUGGCUCCUACAAAUGGGAUCCAGACAACUUUGAGAACAUCAACCCCUUUAAGACCGGAGGUAGUAAAAUUGCCAAUUCCCCUGUUUUGGGUCGUAAGGAGCCUGUGUGUGCCCCCAUUUCCACCCCUCUAGAGAGUCCCCCCGUCCCAUCUGAGGAACCACAUCACCCCAGUCCACCCGCUCCUAUUAGAGAGCCAGUCACGAAUCCUGAGGAGCAGCCCAUUAUACCCAAGCGUCAGUCACUAAGACUGGAGUUUGACUACUCCGAGGAGAGUGGUGAGGCAUCGCAUCAGGCCUCUCCUCCACCUAAGAAGCUAGGCAAGAAGCCAGGUGCCAAGAUGCCUCUGAGGAAACCAAAGCUGGGGCUGAAAAAGGCGCCUCCAGCACAGACAGAGCAGCUGGACAAUAUUCCUCCGGCAACUCACAACAGCAACGAGGAUGAAAUCCCGGCAACUAAAGCAUCUUACACCUUUGAACUCGACAAGUAUGAAGAUCCAAACUUGAAUCCAUUUACUUCAAGGAAAAGUAUCACCAACUCCCCCAAACUAUCCAGGCCGCCUUAUAACUUUGAUGACUCCAUAGACCCUUUCAAAACCUCCAACAAGUUGGCCAAUUCCCCUCCUAAGACUUCUGCCUCAUUUGAACUGUCAUCCAAUGACAAUGAUAAUGAAAAUGACAAUGACAACCUUGGGGAAUUAGAGGACCAGAACCAGAACAAACCUGCCAAGAAGAAGAAAACUCCCAUCAAAUCUAAUACUUUCAGAGUGAAGAGGUCGCCAAAGAAAUCACCCUUAUCUGACCCAUCACAGGAUCUUACACCCGCAGAUGAACCUUCCUCCCUUCACCAGCAGGAUGACCAUGCCACAGAUGAGGAGAAACUAGCCUCCUCCACCAGUCAUAAGUGGGCAGCCCUGCACGACAUGGAUGGAGAUUUAAACUCUGACCAGCAAGACUUUCCUCAACCGUGCGACCUUACAUCCUUUGUUAAUGAGAACAGUCUUCCUAAGGAGACUCCAGUACAAGACUAUGAAAUUGAGUACAUGGAGAAGAUUGGCUCCUCUUCCCCACCUCCGUCUGCAAAGAAGCCAUCUUUGUACUUGAAGUUGGACUCAGUAUCUGACAACUUAACCAAAAAUACAUGUGCGCAUGGAUCUGAACCCAGCUCCCCCUGCACAGGGAGUUUUGAAGAGAUGGAGGCCCAGAUUACAGCAGGUAUGAAGACACCGGUGCUCAGCUCCCGGCCUGGCCCCGAGGGCUCUGCUGCAGACAAGGGCAGGAAGAGAGAGAGCGAGGCGCUCAGUCGAACACAGAGCACCGAGAUGGAGGAGCAGCCCUCUAGCCAGGGCCCCGUGGAGGCACUUGCGCCAGCCCUGGCCAUGCCCCUGUUAGACAGGCUGUCUGAGUGUGACGACCCCCUGCAGUACCUGGAGCCUGACCUGGCUGAGACCAACCCCACAGCAUUCGCCCAAAAACUGCAGGAGGAGCUGGUGCUUGCUGCCCUGAGGAUAGAGGCUCUGCAGUCUCGUCUCAAGAAACCCAGUACUCGGCGGUGGAAUAUCAACGGUUCACCCUUACUCAAAGUUGCAACGGACACUUGGAGAUGCAUUUGGCACAGAGACGUGUCAUCUUCACUAGAGAGUGGCGUGUCCAAGAACUCGCUGUACUCCAGGACCACGGCCAGCUACAUCGAAGGGGAGAGUCCCCACUUGCCCAGAGAACUGGACCACUCUUUGGGAAUUGCACGAGAGGAGAUUGUGACAAAGGAGAAAGAAGUGCUGGAGUGGCAGAGGAAGUAUGAAGACAGUCGACAGGAAGUGGUGGAGAUGAGGAGAAUUGUAGCUGAGUAUGAGAAGACGAUUGCCCAGAUGAUAGAGGAUGACCAGAAAGAGAAAUCUCUUUCCCAUCACACCAUCCAGCAGCUCAUCAUGGAGAAGGACCAGGCGCUGGCCGACCUUAACUCUGUGGAGAAGUCUCUAGCCGAUCUCUUCCGUCGUUAUGAGAAGAUGAAAGAUGUGCUGGAGGGCUUUCGCAAAAAUGAAGAGGUAUUGAAGAAAUGCGCUCAGGAGUAUCUUUCAAGGGUUCGCAAGGAGGAACAGCGAUAUCAAGCCCUGAAAAUUCAUGCAGAGGAGAAACUAGACCGGGCCAACGCAGAGAUAGCUCAGGUGCGGGCCAAGUCUAAGCAGGAGCAAGCUGCCUCUCAGGCCAGUCUGAGGAAGGAGCAGAUGAAGGUGGACUCUCUGGAACGCACUUUAGAGCAGAAGAAUAAAGAGAUCGAGGAGUUAACAAAGAUCUGUGAUGAACUAAUUGCUAAGAUGGGGAAGAGUUAGCAGGCUACAUCACAAUGAAGCCAAGCAGAAAAUGAAGAGAAGGACUCCUUCUCAAAUUGAUGGACCUCUAAGGCCAAAGUGGUCUUGGGGUUGUAUUUCCUACUGACCAUGUGUAUACAUCAUCCACAGGAUUGGCUUCCUCCUAAUUACUCUGUAUAUUUUUGAUGUUUCAGUGUAUCGUACUGUAUCAGGGGGUCUGCUUUCAAGUUUUAUCAUAUCACUAAUGAGUAUGCCUGUGUGCGCGAGUGCGUGUGUGAUAAUGAGAAAGUGCAAGCAUUGUUUGUGGGUUAAAUUAUCUAUUAUGAUGUUGCCAUGACAGCCACUGAGGGAGAAGACUGUUUACCCACUCCUGUUAUUGUCUCCUCUUAAUAAAGAGAAAGAUAGACUUUGAAGAUGAGAACCAGAUUGUUAGAGUUAUCCAUAAAAUGGUGAUGCACCACUAAGAGAAUACAAGCGAUCACAAUAGAUUCUUGCAUGUGAGAGAUAAAGAAGAACUUGUAAUGUUAAUGUUUGUAUAUACUGUAGGAAACAACAAGACUUGUGCAUUUUUGAUAGUUAUUCUGUUGUCUUCAGCCACUUCCCUCACAUAACAUUGUAGAUAUUUGUCAUACUUGUCAUAGCUUUUUUGAUGAAAUUGUGGAACUUUAUUUUUGGGAUUUUAUUUUGAUAAAAAGCAAACUAAUUGUGACUGUGUUCAGUUGUGACCAGAAGUAAUUUAAUUUUGGAUGAACCUGUCCUAGUCCUGCAAUGGUUGUUUGUCACACUGAGGAAUAACUUCUCUGCACAGCUACUGUACAGCAUCUGCUUACAAAGUGCAAUAAAAGAUGGCAAUACAGCA
Molecule: messenger RNA, 7855 nt
Organism: Pelmatolapia mariae (spotted tilapia)
Lineage: Eukaryota; Metazoa; Chordata; Actinopteri; Cichliformes; Cichlidae
Gene: tacc2
Product: transforming, acidic coiled-coil containing protein 2
Exons: 21
Coding region: 319-7017 (2232 amino acids)
Biological process (GO): cell population proliferation; cerebral cortex development; mitotic spindle organization
Cellular component (GO): cytoplasm
Source: RefSeq, a predicted model, not a curated record